This is a messenger RNA of Paramecium octaurelia, 613 nucleotides long. NCBI's taxonomy places the organism in Eukaryota, Ciliophora, Oligohymenophorea, Peniculida, Parameciidae. The record is from the annotation of a GenBank genome assembly.
AUGAUUUAAAGAAACAAUUAAUAAGUCCAAGAAUGUUAAAACUCUGUAGGUAUUAUUCUAAAAUCUUAUGAGGUUAAAAAACAAUACGUUUGAAAAAAUUUAUGCCUUUAACAGAUGAUAAAGUAAAAAUAUCCGAGAAUGGAAAUCUCUUUACAGCUGACAACUAUUGUUCUAUAAAAAGUGAAUAAAAAAUUGUAGCAGAAGAAAUUAUGGAUGUUAAAAUAAAAAUUUUAAGCUUUGACCCUUUUGGGACAAUUAGUAUAUCAGUUGGAAAUUAGCAGAAAAAUUUUACCGAUUAUUUUAGUUUCUAUGGAUGUCAAUAUCAGGUACUACCAACAAUAUCUUACGGGAUCGGUACGAUAUUAUAGGUAUAAAUAAAUAUGAAACAAAAAAUAAUAACAUGCAAUAAUGGUUAAUAAAAAAUUGUAAUAUUCAAUUCUUUAUUUAUUAAUAGUCCAAAGAUAUUUUCGGAACACAUUCGCAUACAACUUCUUCAAAUAAGGGAAUUUAAAAUAUUUCUUGGUUUCCUCAAGAUUUAAUUUAAAACCCUUUAAAUGAAUGGUACUUGAUAAUAGUACUAGGUAAGUGCACAAUUUAGAUUCUUGAUGAAUGA